AUGAGUGAAAAAAGAGCGCACCUUCGGUUGCGGAAGGAACUUAGUGUGCCCAUUGCGGUGGUUGAAAAUGAAUCCCUAGCGCAAUUAUCCUACGAGGAGGAAAGCCAGGCUUCUCUGAUGGAUAUUUCUAUGGAGCAACAACAGUUAAGGUUACAUUCAAAUUUCGAUAAUUCGAAGGUCUUUACAGAAAAUAGCAGAUACAUAGUCAAAACCCUCCAGACAGACUACAAUAAUGGGUUUAGGAACGAUGAUGAAUUGAAUGGAUAUAUCGAUAUGCAAAUUGGAUAUGGACUAGUCAAUGAUCACAAGAAAGUUUACAUCUGGAAUGUUCAUUCCACUCAAAAGGAUACUCCUUACAUCACUGUACCAUUUCGUUCUGGUGAUGAUGAUGAUGAUGAAAUAGCUAUUGUGCCCAAGUGUAUACUAACUUUCCCUGCUACAAUGGACGAAUCUCCAUUAGCACUCAAUCCCAAUGAUCAGGAUGAAACUGGUGGGCUUAUUAUUAUCAAAGGCAGCAAAGCGAUAUAUUAUGAGGACAUCAAUUCUAUAAAUAAUCUGAACUUUAAGUUAUCUGAAAAAUUCUCUCACGAAUUGGAAUUGCCUAUUAACUCUUCAGACGGCGAAAAAUGUGACCUCAUCUCAAACUGCGAACCAGCUGGUAUAGUUCUCACUACAAAUUUUGGCAGGAUUUUUUUUAUAACGAUUAGAAAUUCCAUGGGAAAACCCCAAUUGAAAUUAGGCAAGCAGUUAAAUAAACCUUUCAAGUUAGGUAUCUGGUCCAAAAUCUUCAACACAAACAGUUUAGUUGUCUCCCUACGUAAUGGACCGAUUUUAGGUAAGGGAAUGAGGUUGGUUUAUAUUACUACCAACAAUGGAAACUUCCAAACAUGGCAAUUAUCCGCCACCCAUUCACACCCAACGAAAUUGAUUGAUGUUAGUAUUUUUGAAGCCAUUUUGGAGUCUCUACAAGAUUUAUAUCCGUUCGCCCAUGGUACGUUAAAAAUUUGGGACUCCCAUCCAUUACAGGAUAAAAGUGCACAUCUUUUCCUAUCUUCUAUUUACGAUGGUUCCAGCAAUGAAACGUAUUAUAUCCUUUCUACGAUAAUAUUUGAUUCUUCUUCAAAUAGUUUUACUAUCUUUUCAACCUAUAGACUGAACACGUUUAUGGAUUCGAUAACUGACCCAGACUUCAAACCUAGAAUAUUCAUACCUCAGAUGGAGAAUGCUAAUGAUGCUAAUGAAGUUACCUCUAUUUUGGUUAUGUUCCCUAAUGCUGUGGUAAUUACUCAAGUUAACUCAAAACUAGAUUCUACUUAUUCAUUGAGAAGAAAAUGGGAAGAUAUUGUCAGUCUUAGAAGUGACAUCAAGAUUAUUGGUUCCGGUUAUGAUUCAAAUUCUUUAUACGUUUUAACCAAACAAAUAGGUAUGCUACAGUUCUUUAUGAAAGAAAAUGAGGGCCAAUAUUCUAAAUCAGAAGCUGGAUUUGUCAAAUCUCAUGUUGACCAAGCCGUUUAUUUUUCGAAAAUAAACUCUAACCCAAUAGAUUUCAAUUUACCACCAGAAAUUUCACUAGAUCAAGAAUGCAUAGAGCAUGAUUUAAAGUUAACAAGCGAGGAGAUUUUCCACUCUAAUGGUAAAUACAUACCACCCAUGUUAAAUACUUUGGGACAACACCUCUCUGUUCGUAAAGAGUUUUUUCAAAAUUUCUUGACUUUUGUUACUGAGAACUUUAACUAUAAAAUAUCACCCGAACUGAAAUUGAAUUUGAUUGAAAAAUUUGAGAUUUUGAAUUGCUGUAUCAAGUUUAAUUGCAUCACGAGACAAUCUGAUGUAUUAAACGAUAUAUGGGAAAAGAUUUUAUCAAAUUAUAACUUAACUCAUAAUGAACACUUAACCACUGAAAUAAUUGUCAUCAACCGUCCCGAUAUAUUUCCUGUAAUAUUUAAACAAUUUUUGAAUCAUGUUAUAUUUGUUCUGUUCCCAUCACAAAAUCAAAAUUUUAAACUAAGUGUUACCAAUUUAAUCAACUCAUGCUUUUAUGAUGGAAUUUUAGAGGAAGGGGAAAAAGCUCUAAGAUAUGAACUUUUGGAGUUGGACCCAAUGGAGGUUGAUACAUCCAAACUACCAUGGUUCAUAAAUUUCGAUUACUUAAACUGUAUCAACCAAUGCUUCUUCGAUUUUACGUUUGCAUGUGAAGAAGAAAAGAACUUGGUUUCUUACAAUGAAAGUUUGCUGAAAAUUGCUAAAAUCUUAUAUUAUCAGUUCAACCAAUUCAAAAUAUGGAUUAGUACUCAACCCGAUGGAUCUAUGAAUGUAAACGAAAACUCUGUAAGUGUGAACAAUCUCUACGAAGACAACCAUUUGGAUUGGAACCACGUACUUUGUAAGGCAAAUUUGAAGGAACAAUCUAUUCAAAUAGCGGAGUUUUACAAAGAUUUACCUGCGUUGGUGCAAACAUUACAAACUUUAGAUCAAAAUGCUCCAACAACCCUAUCAUUGUAUGAGACAUUUUUUAAUGAGUUUCCUGAGGAGUUUAGUUUUACAUUAUUUGAAUACUUGAUCAAGUACAAGAAACUGAACGACCUUAUGUUUAAAUUCCCCCAGCAACACAACGUUUUAGUUAAGUUUUUCCAACAGUUGGCUCCAAAGUACGGUCAUGUGGCGUGGAUCCAACAAAUUUUGGAUGAAUCUUAUGCAGAUGCCAUGAAUACUUUGAAAAACAUUACCGUUGAUGAUUCGAUGGAGGGAAAAAACUUGAACGAAUGUGAAUUACACUUAAAUGUUGCGAAAUUAAGCUCGCUGCUAGUCGAGGAAAAAAAGUUAGACACUAAUAAUCUGAGAAAAAUUCAGUAUAAUUUAGAUACGAUCGACGCUGAAAAGCGUAUUUCGAGCAAGCUGAGGAAAGGUGAAGUUCAGAUAUGUAAACGUUUCAAGAGCGGGCAAAUCAAUAUGGUUUUCAAUAUAUUAGAGGAAAAGCUUAAGUCAGCAAGUGUAAUCGAUCUAACGGAUCUUAUUGAAUUCUAUUCUAUGCUAGAUGAUGAAGAGAGCUUAUUCAUACCGUUGAGGCUGCUUUCGGUUGACGGAGACCUAUUAAAUUUUGAAAUCAGAAAGUUUUUGAAUGCCUUGAUUUGGAGAAGAAUAAUUCUACUUGAUAAUAGCAAAGAAGGAGAUAAACUACUUCAGCAUACAGUCACACGAAUGUUUGAUGAAGAACUAUUCAAAGGCAAUGACUUUCCCUUGCCCAAUUUAAACCUUCUAUGCGACAAAGCGUUAGUGACGCCAGAAUAUAUCAAUAAAACAUAUAGUAAAUUUUCCGUUGACCUGAACACCAUACGCGAGGAAAUAGGUGAAGAGAUAGCUCAGUUGGAAAGGUUGAACUCAGAUAACUCACUAGAGAUAAAGUUGCACUCAACAAUUGGUUCUGCGGCGAAAGAGAAAGACUACACCAUCAAUUAUGAAACCAACACUGUAGAAUACUAA
Molecule: messenger RNA, 3480 nt
Organism: Saccharomyces mikatae IFO 1815
Lineage: Eukaryota; Fungi; Ascomycota; Saccharomycetes; Saccharomycetales; Saccharomycetaceae
Gene: NUP133
Product: Nup133p
Exons: 1
Coding region: 1-3480 (1159 amino acids)
Biological process (GO): protein import into nucleus; transcription-dependent tethering of RNA polymerase II gene DNA at nuclear periphery; poly(A)+ mRNA export from nucleus
Cellular component (GO): nuclear pore outer ring
Molecular function (GO): structural constituent of nuclear pore; protein binding
Source: RefSeq, a predicted model, not a curated record